GGAAAAGGGGGUGCAGUAGUUUCCCUCCAUGUUCACGGGGUUGCAAGGACCACGCCCUCCUGUCAGGCACCACCAUGAUGAUGAUGAUGAUGAUGAUGAUGAUGAGGCACAAACAAGAGGAUUAGCUUCAUUCCCGGUUUACUCCUCCUCACCUGGGGGAUCAAUGAAAGAAGCCAUGCCGGUGCUCACAGCAGGAGCAGGGCUCCACGAGACAUUGGCCCUGCUCACCUCGCAGCUGCGGCCCGACGCCAACCACAAGGAGGACAUGGUCUUCCUCAAGGAUGUUUUCAGCGAGAGGAGCUUGGCGUACCUAAUGAAGAUCCACGACAGGCUGAGACAGUACGAGAGACAAAGUCCAACUCCUGUCCUGCACAGUGUCUCUUCUCUAGCUGAAGACGUGACGGACGAGCUGCAGAGUCGCCCGAUGAGCACGGAGGAGCGGGAGCUGCUGCAUCUGCUCACAUCACCGCAUCUCAAGGCCCUCCUUUCCGUCCACGACACGGUGGCCCAGAAGAGUUUCGAUCCUGUCCUUCCGCCGCUGCCCGACGACUACGAUGACGAACUGGAGGAGGAGUCGGUGAAGAUUGUGCGUCUGGUGAAGAACAAGGAGCCUCUGGGUGCCACCAUCAGGCGGGAUGAGGCCACCGGAGCUGUAAUUGUGGCUCGUAUCAUGAGAGGGGGCGCAGCGGACAGAAGCGGUUUGGUACACGUAGGGGACGAACUCAGGGAAGUCAACGGCGUCUCGGUGGUCCACAAGAGGCCCGACGAGAUCAGUCAGUUGCUGUCACAGUCGCAGGGCUCCAUUACUCUGAAGAUUAUCCCUGCUGUUAAAGAAGAAGACCGACUGAGGGAGAGCAAGGUGUACGUGAGAGCCUUAUUCGACUACAUUCCGUUGGAGGAUAAGGCCACGCCAUGCCAAGAAGCCGGACUUCCCUUCAAGCGUGGCGACAUCCUGCAGAUAGUGACCCAGGAUGACCCUACGUGGUGGCAGGCCAAGCGCGUGGGUGACAGCAACCUGCGCGCCGGACUCGUUCCGUCCAAACACUUUCAGGAGAGGCGACUGGCCUACAGGAUGAAAGUGGGCACGCUUCCCAAUCUCAAGUCCCCCAAAACUCCUUCCUACGACCAAGUGUGUGAUAAAGACGACUGUGACUGUGAGGGCUAUUUCAAUGGACAGUACAUAGCACCCUGCUUGGAGCCGUACACCACCCCCUUGCCAAGUCCCCCUUCCAUGCCUUGCCAACCAACCCCCCUCCCCACUUCCUGCAUCUGCUGCAGUGUUCCAGUGCCCCCACACCCUUAUCCACCACCCCACGGGGGCCCUCCUGCUGCGUUGGACGCAUUGCACACUGUAAGCAGGCACGUCUGUUGCUCGUUCACUUUCCUGGUGUGCACGUAUGAGGCUAAAUUGGGUGACACUCUAACACCAGUUGUAGUCUCUCCUAAGUGUAACGCAGUGGCGCCCUCCUGCGGCCAGGUGUUUUCCUGGGAAUUUUAUUCAGCCGGUCUGCGCAGGAGCUUCCGCCUGAGUCGAAAAGACCGACAAGGCUCCUCUAGCGACGGCUCCGAUCCGGGAGAUUCUGAGUUCCUGACCUACGAGGAGGUGACCCGCUACCAGCAGCGGCCCAACGAAAGGCCCCGACUGGUGGUUCUGAUUGGUUCUCUCGGUGCACGGAUCAAUGAACUCAAGCAGCGGGUGAUUGCUGAGAACCCGCAUCGCUACGCAGUGGCGGUACCACAUACCACCAGGCCCAAGAAACCUCAUGAGAAGGAAGGUGUGGAAUAUCACUUUGUCACCAAGCAGCAGUUUGACGUCGACGUCCUCAACAACAAGUUCAUCGAGCACGGCGAGUACAAGGAGAACCAGUACGGCACCAGUAUCGAGGCCAUCCGCUCCGUGCAGGCCAAGAACAAAAUGUGCAUUGUAGACGUUCAGCCUGAGGCCUUGAGAAGGCUGCGGACGGUGGAGUUCAAGCCCUACGUGGUUUUUGUCAAACCGCGGGUUCCCGAAAGCAGACGGCGUCGCACUGCCGCCACCUCGCCGGGAGGUGCGGAGCAAGGGCGCGUUAUGGACGAGGACCUCCAGGAGAUGCGCCAGUCCGCCAUCCAUAUGGAUCAGCAGUAUGGACAUCUGGUAGACCGGGUCCUGAUCAAGGAGGACUCAGCCAGUGCCUGCACAGAACUGCAGAGUAUUUUGGAAAGACUGGAGCAUGAGUGUUUCUGGGUGCCUCUCAGCUGGGUUCGGACCUAAAAACGCCUCAAAACCUCCAUCCUCCUGACCCUCAACCGGACUGGAGGUUCUGCUGCACUUCCCAUCCUGGACUCGGCGGGGAACUGUGUCUACAUCACAAAAAUUUGCAAAUUCCUGAAUGCCACAUUUAUCAGGUUUGCUUUGAAGAACUGCUUGAUUUCUCCCAUUGGAGUCCGUUUAGUAGCAUGUUUUGUAAUGAAGACAGAUCACAGAAUGCUUCCCAGACACAAACUACUCAACAGAAUGUAACAUGUUUAUUUUUCCACAAGCUUCUUUUCAAGGAACUGCAUGUCCACUUGCAUAUUUAAUGUAAAUAAUAUACAUGUGACUCCUGGUGUGCCAACGAAUGGAACUUGUUUACCUUGGAGCCUGCACCUGAUUGUAUGGAUGGGUGAGUAUUUUUUUGAAUUUAUUUUCAUAUUUUACUUGAACAGUUCUCACUUUACAGAUAAAUGCUAAUGCUAAAUGCUAAUUAAAAAGUGCUGACUGCAUUGCAUCUUGUCUUAGGGUAUAACCCUACACAUUUUUAUGUAUGUGGAUUUAAAAAAAAGUAUAUUGUGGCUGUCUUGCAGAUUAUAAUUUUUUAAAGCUUGUUACAUGUUAGUUUUGUUUGACAAUACAUAAACUAAUGCUCACAGGCGGAUAAUGCAAAAAAAAAAAAAUAAUAAAAGCUGAUUAACUGGA
Molecule: messenger RNA, 2935 nt
Organism: Phyllopteryx taeniolatus (common seadragon)
Lineage: Eukaryota; Metazoa; Chordata; Actinopteri; Syngnathiformes; Syngnathidae
Gene: mpp3a
Product: MAGUK p55 scaffold protein 3a
Exons: 20
Coding region: 29-2251 (740 amino acids)
Cellular component (GO): plasma membrane; cell-cell junction
Molecular function (GO): protein binding
Source: RefSeq, a predicted model, not a curated record